Molecule: messenger RNA, 1681 nt
Organism: Gasterosteus aculeatus aculeatus (three-spined stickleback)
Lineage: Eukaryota; Metazoa; Chordata; Actinopteri; Perciformes; Gasterosteidae
Source: RefSeq, a predicted model, not a curated record
CCUCUCCUGUUGCGCGCGAGGAGGCAGGCCGGUGUUUUUCCACUGCCGCGGAUGUCUCUUGUCCCCCCCGUGCUGAGAGACAAAGGUCAGCAAGGGAGCUUCGCAAACAGGCUAAAAUAGAAGCUACCGACGCGUGCAGCCCUUCAGUCGCUUCUCGCGGACACGAGAGGAACGCGGACAGGACGGAAGGUGCACGGGAGCGCGCUCAGAGGACAUUGGGAGGACAACGUUACAAUAACGGACCAGAAUGGCUCAAAAAGAGAAACUUCAGUGCCUGAAGGAUUUCCACAAGGACACCCUGAAGCCGUCCCCCGGUAAAAGCCCCGGCACCCGGCCCGAGGACGAGGCCGAGGGCAAACAUCCGCAGCGGGAGAAGUGGGCCAGCAAGUUGGACUUUGUUCUGUCCGUGGCGGGCGGCUUCGUUGGUUUAGGGAACGUCUGGCGUUUCCCGUACCUCUGCUACAAGAACGGUGGAGGUGCAUUUCUCAUCCCCUACUUCAUUUUCCUGUUUGGCGGAGGCCUGCCGGUCUUCUUCCUGGAGGUGUCCCUGGGUCAGUUCACCUCCGAGGGGGGCAUCACCUGCUGGGAGAAGCUCUGCCCCAUCUUUACUGGUAUUGGUUACGCCUCCAUCGUGAUUGUGUCCCUGCUGAAUAUCUACUACAUCGUCAUCCUGGCUUGGGGCCUCUACUACCUGUUCCAGUGCUUCCAGCCGGAGCUCCCGUGGGCCAAGUGCAACCAGCCCUGGAACACCGAGCGCUGCAUCGAGGACACCUACCGCAAGAACAAAUCCCUGUGGCUGGCCGCCAACGCCUCCGGCCUCUCCAACUUCACCUCCCCCGUCACCGAGUUCUGGGAACACAACGUGCUGGGCAUCACCAGCGGCAUCGAGGACAUCGGCCCCGUGAAGUGGGACCUGGCUCUGUGUUUGCUGCUCGUCUGGGUCGUCUGCUUCUUCUGCAUCUGGAAGGGAGUGAAGACCACCGGCAAGGUGGUCUACAUCACAGCCACCUUCCCCUUCGUCAUGCUCAUCGUGCUGCUGAUCCGCGGCGUCACGCUGCCCGGCGCUUCUGCGGGCAUCAGGUUCUACCUGUACCCGGACCUGGACCGCCUGAAGGACCCAGAGGUGUGGAUCGACGCCGGCACCCAGAUCUUCUUCUCCUACGCCAUCUGCUUGGGCGCCAUGACUUCCCUGGGGAGCUACAACAAGUACAAAUACAACUGCUACAGGGACUGUUUGCUGCUGGGAGCCCUCAACAGUGGUACCAGUUUUGUGUCUGGCUUCGCAAUAUUUUCCGUCCUGGGCUUCAUGGCACAAGAGCAAGGGGUGGACAUUGCUGAUGUGGCAGAGUCAGGCCCCGGCCUGGCGUUCAUCGCCUACCCCAAGGCCGUGUCCAUGAUGCCCUUCCCUACCGUCUGGGCAGUGCUCUUCUUCAUCAUGCUGCUGCUGCUCGGCCUCGACAGUCAGUUCGUGGAGGUGGAAGGGCAGAUCACAUCACUGGUGGAUCUGUAUCCGUCCUUCCUAAGGAAGGGUUACCGCAGAGAGAUCUUCAUCGCCAUCAUCUGCAGCAUCAGCUACCUGCUUGGACUCACCAUGGUUACCAAGGUAACGGCACUACUGCGAACGAAAAAAGAACCCGCCCCUCCGACGCAGACCAACCAAUCGUAGCGCGCGCGCGUGUGU